GGGAAAGCGAGUGCGUACCGUGCCGCACUAGGGAGGAGGGCGAGGGAAUCCAAAUUGAAAUCAAAUUCGUCGAAAAAUUCAAACGCCAGCAGACAAAAAGUCCGCAAAAUCCACCGCAUUCGCACCAAAUCCGAAGGAAAUAUAAACAAACAAACCGCACUCGACCUCGCCGUCUCCACCCCCCGCACGCGGCGUGCUCCACGCCGCCCUCCGCGUCUUCGGCCUGCCCCCCCCCUCCUCCUCGUCCACUUCAAAACCCCCACAGCCGCGCACCGGAGUCCGAAGGGAGGCGGGGUCCUAGAGCUCGUCGUCGCGGCAGUGGGGACGGCCGAGGUUAGAGCCCACUGCCCCACCCCCCGCCCCGCCGCGUCCCCGUUUCCGGUCUCGGCGUUCGAGCUCCGGCUAGAUUGAUCAGAGGUUUGUGCCUGCUGUUUUUCCCCUCUUCUGGGCGCGUUCCCGCUCGUGGCGUUGCAGUCGUUGGUUGGCUGAUUGAUCGAUUGGGAUGGAGCAGAAUGGAGAGAGCCACCUCAAGGAGCCACUUCUCCCGGCUUCUGAUGGGGGUUUUGGCACUUCUCCCGCCGGGGCGUCUCUGCGGAAGCAGAGGAAGAUGAGGAAGGUCAUGUUCAGUGUCCGGGGUAUCUCCUGCGCUUCAUGUGCCGUGUCGAUAGAGACCGUCGUGGCGGGUUUGAAAGGAGUGGAGAGCAUCCAGGUCUCCGCCCUUCAGGGCCAGGCUGUGGUUCAGUACAGGCCGGAAGAAAUCGAUGCAAGAACCAUAAAAGAAGCUAUUGAGGACCUCAACUUCGAAGUUGACGAACUUCAAGAACAAGAAAUUGCUGUGUGCAGGCUUCGGAUAAAAGGAAUGGCUUGCACAAGCUGUUCCGAAUCUGUCGAGCUAGCACUUCAAAUGGUACCUGGAGUGAAAAAAGCUGCAGUGGGGCUUGCCCUAGAGGAAGCUAAGGUCCACUAUGAUCCAAACGUCACCAGUCGUGAUCUUAUAGUUGAGGCUGUUGAGGAUGCUGGGUUUGGGGCUGAUCUCAUUAGUUCUGGGGACGAUGUGAACAAAGUGCAUCUAAAACUUGAGGGUGUGGAUUCUCCAGAAGAUACCAAACUUAUCCAGUCAGUGCUGGAAUCUGCCGAAGGGGUGAACAAUGUUGAAUGGGACACAGUUGAGCAGACGAUAAAAGUUGCAUAUGAUCCUGAUGUCACUGGUCCACGAUUACUUAUUCAGUGCAUCCAGGACGCUGCACAGACCCCUAAAUGCUUUAAUGCUAUCUUGCACUCACCACCAAAGCAAAGAGAAGCAGAGCGCAAUCACGAAAUUAAGAAUUACAGGAACCAAUUUCUCUGGAGUUGCCUGUUUUCGGUUCCUGUGUUCCUGUUCUCCAUGGUUCUUCCUAUGCUUUCUCCUUUUGAGGAUUGGUUGUCUUAUAGACUCUGCAACAACUUGAAGAUAGGUAUGCUACUGCGAUGGUUGCUAUGUUCCCCAGUCCAGUUUAUUGUUGGUUGGAGAUUUUACAUUGGAGCUUAUCAUGCACUCAAACGAGGAUACUCAAACAUGGACGUGUUGGUUGCUUUGGGAACAAAUGCUGCCUACUUCUAUUCCGUGUAUAUAGUUCUGAAAGCACUAACAUCAGACUCAUUUGAAGGGCAGGAUUUUUUUGAAACUAGUGCUAUGUUGAUAUCUUUUAUAUUGCUGGGAAAAUAUCUGGAGGUGGUGGCAAAGGGAAAGACAUCAGAUGCUUUGUCAAAGUUGACGGAACUUGCACCAGAAACAGCUUGUCUUCUUACUAUUGACAAGGACGGAAAUGCCAUUUCAGAAACGAAGAUCAGCACCCAAUUACUUCAAAGAAAUGAUGUCAUUAAGAUUGUACCUGGUGAAAAAGUCCCUGUUGAUGGCGUAGUCAUCAAAGGCCAAAGCCAUGUCAACGAAAGUAUGAUAACUGGAGAAGCAAGGCCUAUUGCAAAGAAACCAGGAGACAGGGUUAUCGGGGGUACUGUAAACGAUAAUGGUUGCAUAAUUGUUAAGGCCACUCAUGUUGGGUCAGAAACAGCUUUAUCGCAAAUAGUUCAGUUGGUUGAAGCUGCUCAACUUGCACGGGCUCCAGUGCAGAAAUUGGCAGACAAGAUUUCACGGUUUUUUGUUCCAACUGUCGUGGUGGCUGCAUUUCUUACAUGGCUUGGCUGGUUCAUAUUUGGACAAUUUCACCUCUAUCCUCGACAAUGGAUUCCAAAGGCCAUGGAUAGCUUUGAGCUGGCUUUGCAGUUUGGAAUUUCUGUUCUAGUUGUUGCAUGCCCAUGCGCUCUGGGACUGGCUACACCAACUGCUGUUAUGGUUGCCACUGGAAAAGGUGCUUCUCAAGGUGUUCUCAUCAAGGGUGGAAAUGCACUCGAGAAAGCUCACAAGGUUAAAGCUAUCAUAUUUGAUAAAACUGGAACCCUGACUGUUGGUAAACCUUCUGUCGUUCAAACAAAGGUCUUCUCGAAGAUACCACUUCUAGAACUGUGUGAUUUGGUUGCUGGUGCUGAGGCAAACAGUGAGCAUCCUCUAUCAAAAGCUAUAGUUGAGCACACAAAGCAGCUCAGGGAACAAUAUGCAUCUCAAAAUGAUCACAUGAUGGAAUCGAAGGACUUUGAGGUGCAUCCAGGAGCAGGGGUCAGUGCCAACGUCGAAGGCAAGCUAAUUUUGGUUGGAAAUAAAAGGCUCAUGCAAGAAUUUGAAGUUACAUUGAGCCCUGAGGUGGAGGCAUACAUGUCCGAAACGGAAGAGCUUGCUAGGACCUGUGUGCUUGUUGCUAUCGAUAAGACUAUCUGUGGGGCUCUUGCUGUGUCAGAUCCUCUGAAGCCUGAGGCAGGCCGUGUCAUUUCGUACCUUAACUCAAUGGGCAUCUCUAGUAUCAUGGUGACAGGUGAUAAUUGGGCGACAGCAAAAUCCAUAGCAAAGGAAGUAGGGAUCAGCCAGGUGUUUGCCGAGAUUGAUCCAGUUGGAAAAGCUGAAAAGAUCAAGGACUUGCAGAUGCAAGGGUUGACGGUGGCAAUGGUUGGCGAUGGGAUCAAUGACUCGCCAGCCCUGGCCGCAGCAGAUGUAGGCAUGGCAAUCGGCGCUGGCACGGACGUCGCCAUCGAGGCCGCUGACAUUGUCCUGAUGAAGAGCAGCCUCGAGGACGUGAUCACUGCCAUCGAUCUCUCACGGAAGACCCUCUCGAGGAUCCGGCUGAACUACGUCUGGGCCCUGGGUUACAACGUCCUGGGCAUGCCAAUCGCAGCCGGCGUCCUGUUCCCGUUCACGGGCAUCCGGCUGCCCCCAUGGCUCGCCGGGGCCUGCAUGGCCGCCUCGUCGGUGAGCGUUGUCUGCUCCUCGCUGCUCCUCCAGCUCUACAAGAAGCCGUUGCGCGUCGAAGACAUGCCGGGUCCCAGGGAUGGCUCGGAUUUGUUGUAAAGACUGAUCGGUGUACUAAAGAAUUUGUUGGUGUCGCCAUGGGUAGGCUAUAUUGAUGCUGACAUACGCCUUGCCAGCAGUCGCACCAAGUGACCAAGGAGCCGCGGUCCUCCUGAUUGAUUUGUGUACAGGAAGUAGUUUCAUGGCAUUGUUUUCCCCUUUUGAGACAGUUUGCUGAUUGAUUGUUCAAUAAUUCAGGACAUGCUUAAUUGCUGUUGACUGAUGAAUAUAUGCGGAAUGAUAUUCAGACA
Phragmites australis (common reed) is the source of this 3687-nucleotide messenger RNA. Its product is annotated as copper-transporting ATPase HMA4-like. Gene Ontology annotation, cellular component: membrane. Gene Ontology annotation, molecular function: ATP binding; ATPase-coupled monoatomic cation transmembrane transporter activity; ATP hydrolysis activity. Gene Ontology annotation, biological process: monoatomic cation transport. NCBI's taxonomy places the organism in Eukaryota, Viridiplantae, Streptophyta, Magnoliopsida, Poales, Poaceae. The transcript is spliced from 9 exons. The coding region runs from base 503 to 3436 and encodes 977 amino acids. The record is from RefSeq and is a predicted model, not a curated record.